AUGUCUGUGCUCUCCCGUGGAGACAGUAAAGUUACACUUCGUGAAGCGCAGGCUCCGUUUAUCCAACGCACAACGUCCUUUGUCUUUAUCGCUGCCUUAAUCACCGCUAUUCAAUUAGAAAGGCAAGCUCAAAUACCUCCAACUAUCCAAGCAACAGAGCAGCCAACAGAACAACCAACAGAACAACCAACAGAACAGCCAGCAGAACAGCCAGCAGAACAGCCAGCAGAACAGGUAGAAGAACAGGUAGAAGAACAGGUAGAAGAACAGGUAGAGGAACAGCAGCAGGACAAAAGGCGAAGGGACGGGCCGUGA
Molecule: messenger RNA, 315 nt
Organism: Rhizopus microsporus ATCC 52813
Lineage: Eukaryota; Fungi; Mucoromycota; Mucoromycetes; Mucorales; Rhizopodaceae
Exons: 4
Coding region: 1-315 (104 amino acids)
Source: RefSeq, a predicted model, not a curated record